UUUUAUUUAUCUCUCUCUCAAUCAGCAGCUCCACUCGAACGAGUUUCCAUACCUCUAUCUCUAAUAUUAACUCUAUGAUAAAUAAGUACCAAAUAUACCAAAUAAUAUUUUACGACGAGAUUUCCCGAAAAUACAAUUAUUUUGUCAUCAUAGUUAUUUCAAAGUUGUGAAUUCUCUCAAGAUAUUUUUUAAAAUCAAAUGGUAAUGUUGGAGAGCAAAUGCCCCACUCUAUCCCAAAUAUCGGAGCUUCUUUCCCGCGUUUUUAUCUAAAAGUCCCGCUAAAACACAGUUGUUGACGUAUUGCCGCGUCGGUAUGUCUUUCACGGUGGUUGUACCUAGUUAACUUUUUCCUACUAAAUCGCCAAUUGCAAAACGAUAAUAGUUUUCAGAAUUAAAUACUUAAAAACAGUGAUAAAGUGUAGUGAAGUGAAAUUUUCAUCAUGUGUUGAAAGUUGUUGCAGUUUGUUUUAGCAACCACUUGCGACAGCGCGGACGGUCGGAAUCUCGAUUUUGUUUUCUGACGGUUUUUUAUUGUUUCAAAAAAAAGAAGAAUGUCUGCGAACAAGAACGGACUCAGAUUUUCGAGGAGUGUUCACGAAAAAUCGGAUAAUGACGUACAAGGGGCAGGCGGCGGCGGCGGCGGAACGAAUGGUACAUAUACCUACUAUGAUAAUCCGGCUCUUAAUGCUUCACUUGAUUCCCUCAAUUUUAAUGGAGACAGAAAUGAUUCAGCAUAUUUAGGAAGUAAUGACUUUAUUGUUUUAGAUAAUACGAAGAAAACAUCGACGGUGACAAAAUCAGUCAAAUCUGCUAUACCAUGGACUCGGAAACAGUUGAAAAAAACAUGUUCGAAGAAAAAACUUUACAAGAGGCUACCGUUUCUUACGUGGUUGCCAAAUUAUAACGCUGAAUGUGCUGUGGGUGAUUUGGUGGCUGGAAUUACCGUUGGUUUGACUGUGAUACCCCAAGCAUUAGCGUAUUCAAAUAUAGCAGGAUUGUCAACUGUCUAUGGUCUUUACAGCUCAUUUUUGGGACCAAUUGUAUAUAUAUUAUUAGGCAGCUGUAAAGAUGUUCCCGUAGGACCUUCGGCCAUAUCGGCGUUAAUGACGUAUCAAGCUAUUCAAGGUUUAGGACCGGAAUAUGCCAUAUUACUCACUUUUUUGACAGGUUUGGUACUACUAUUGAUGGGACUAUUAGGUUUAGGUUUUCUCAUAGAUUUCGUAUCAGGACCAGUUUCCUCUGGUUUUAUUUCUGCCGUCGCUCUAAUUAUCGUUACUUCUCAAGUGAAAGACGUGCUUGGCAUCAACGCGAGCGGUAGUACGUUCGUAGAAACGUGGAUAAGUAUUUUUAACGACAUUCACAAUACCCAGGGUUGGGACACCAUGUUGGGGAUAGUUUGUAUAGCAGUUCUCCUUAUAUUAAGGAUAAUCGGUACAAUGAAAAUUGGAAGUUCGCGGGAAGACGAAGCACCGAGCGCUUUCGAAAACUUUGUAAAUAAAUCUCUAUGGUUAAUAAGUACAGCUAGAAACGCCAUUCUAGUCAUAGUGUGCGGUUUCAUCGGGUAUAUAUUCUGUCUAAACGGGGAUCCGCCAUUUAAAGUGAUAGGACCCGUUCCUCAAGGACUACCAGCAUUAAAAUUACCUCCCUUUAGUUACUACAAAGAUAAUAAUGGAACAGUAACUAGUCACACGUUACCUGAAAUGAUCUCGACUAUGGGUAGCGCUAUAAUCGUGGUUCCAUUGAUACUUAUUUUGGAAAACAUAUCCGUCUGUAAGGCUUUCGGUAAUGGGAAAAUGAUUGAUGCCACACAAGAAUUCAUAGCGAUCGGUAUUUGCAACAUUGCCAAUUCGUUCGUACAAGCUUUCCCAUCUACUGGAUCUCUAUCUCGAAGCGCGGUAAAUAAUAACAGUGGCGUACGAACACCAUUAGGAGGACUCUACACCGGCAUUCUAGUUAUUCUGGCACUUUUCUUCUUCACUCCAUAUUUCUACUACAUACCAAAAGCUACCUUAGCAGGUAUCAUUAUUGCGGCUGUCAUUUUCAUGGUGGAAGUCAAAGUUGUCAAACCUAUGUGGCGAUCUAAAAAAAGUGAUUUAAUACUAGGAUUCGCAACUUUUAUUGCCUGUCUUGCUCUUGCUUUGGAAAUUGGAAUUUUAGUUGGAAUUGGAAUAAAUAUACUCUUCAUUUUAUAUCACGCGGCAAGACCAAAAAUUACUGUUGAAAAGUUGAGGUCGAGAGAUAACAACGAAUAUCUGAUGCUAACCCCAGACCGUUGUUUGAUCUUCCCUUCCGUAGACUAUGUGAGAAAUUUAGUCACUAAACACAGUCUACGUCAGGGGAUUCCUGUUAUCAUAGAUUGCUCCCAUAUAUACGGGGCUGAUUACACGGCAGCUACCGUAGUAGAAAUUUUAACCCAAGAUUUCGCAGCUAGAAACCAACCGUUGUUCUUCUUCAAUUUGAAACCGUCAGUUUGUGCUGUAUUCGAAGGGCUGGCGCCCAAGGACUUCGUCGUGUUUUAUAAUGAAGACCAAAUAGAUCAAUUGCUUAAAGAAAGAUCUUACGUUAAAAAAGAGGAGGUAUUGAAGGUUUGAUUUAUAAAUAAUGAUAAUUUAAUGUUAUUUUCUUGCAUAUUAUGUUUUUUUUUUCUUUUAAAUAUGGUGAUGUAUACCGCUACUUUGGUGACCAAAAGGAUCACUUAAUUUUGACUAUUGUUUUGAAAAAUGUAUUCAAUUAACUUAUUUUCUUGAUGUAGUUCAAAAAAAAUUAGUUUUAUCGUAUUUUUAUAGAGAAGAAUUCUAGAAAAACAUUUUUUCCCAGUUUUUUCUAGAAUCUAUUCAAAAUAAUGGUCGACUCAUUUUUUUUAAUUCUUGCUAAUAUGAUCUUGUUCUUCUUAUCUUAUUUUUGCUCAUUUUUUUUUUCAAAUUUUUUCUACAUAACGAUUUAUACAGGUUGUUUCAAAGAAAAGUUUAUAUUUUGUGAUUCAAUAAAACAAUUAUCAAAUUUCUUCUUCUUAUAUGCUCGGUCAAAAUCUUCUUAUUGUUUCUUCAAACAUUUGCUGUAUUUGUAAGAAUUUUCGAUUGCUUCUGUUCUUCUCCAACUCUCCAUUUAUAUAUUUACAUUUCUGUACUGAUUCUUCACUUCUAUCACUUGUCAUUCCACCUUUCACUUGCUGGAAAUGCUUCAUAUUCUUCUUCUUAUAUGGUCUGUCAAAAUCUCAUUGUUUCUAUCCUUCUCUAACUCUCCAUUUAUAUAUUUACAUUUCUGUACUGAUUCAUCACUUCUAUCACUUGUCAUUUCACCUUCCACUUGCUAAAAUGCUUCAUAUUCUUCUUCUUGUAUGAUCCGCCAGUAUCUUGUUAUUAUUUCUUCAGUUAUUUGCUGUAUUUGUAGGAAUUGAAUUGUUGGGAUUCUUUUACUAUAUUGAAUCUUCUAUAUAUUUCAAUUUGACCUUUCCUUUGGUUGUUAUACCUCAUUCUUCUUCUUGUAUGGUCCACCUGCACCUCCUAAUCAUUUCUUUUUCUAAAUAUAGCCAAAUCAGCUUAUAUUUUCCAUUUUAACUUAUUCUUAACUUCAAAUUUUCUUUCCUCGGUUGCAUUUUUGUUAUUACAAAUAUAAUCUUUUACUUUUAUGUCUGUUUUUUCUGGUUUCCUGUUUUGAGUACUGAAUUUAAACAAAGUUAUAAUAUUUCUCAAUUCCUUUCUUCUUCUAAGGGUACGUUAGUUCAGACUUUGUACCGAUACCAUUAAUUUCAGACAAUUUUGUUAUAUUUUAAGCUUCCACUGGUGAAACCCUUUUAUCGGGUCCAUUUGUGAAUACAUUUCUAUAUUUAACUCAAAUAUAUCCUUUGGGAAGAUUAUUUCUCCUUAUGAUGGCAUAUUAAAAUUAUUUGGAUCAUUUAACUAAGUUGGAAUAUUUGGUAAUGUACUGAACACACUAUUUACACUAUCACCCACCGUUUGGAUAACCAAGUUAAGAUAACUUGGUUAUCGAAACGCGCGUUAGACAGUGUACUUUUGAGUGUUGGUGUAGUGGUAGUGUGUUCAGUAUUUGGAUCAUUAUUCAACAGUUACCAAAAACUUUGAUACUGAGUAGGCAUAUUAAACAUUUUGAUCUGUCCAAACGUAGUAUUUCAGUAUUUCCUUGUUUAAUCAUAAGUCUUCCUAUUUGUUAACUGCCUUAUUUGUAUAUAUGUAUAUCUCGCUUGUUCUUUAAUCGAUCUAAUAGUAGUUCGAAAUGUUUGUACAUUUUUAAUUAAAGUGUGUAAAUUUGUGGAAAUUGUAUAAAUUUGCUUUGAUAUGUUAUAUAAAAGCUAUUCAUCGAUAAAAACUAAAAAUUUAAAAACAUUUUGUUGAAUUAUCGGUAGUUCUAGAUUGUUUUUAACUCUUCAUAAAGGUACGUAAUUGUUUUGUAUUAUUCAAUUCAUAAUUUUUCAUAAAUAUCUAUAUUUUAACCCCACUAUGGACAGGGAAAGUGAUAAUUCAUUUUUUUUUGUAGAGAUUACUGAUUUUUUUACUUUUGCUAAUUUUGACCUAACAAUAAUUGAUUUUUUUUAGUAAAAAUAUUCACAACGAAAAAUAGUACAAAUUAAAUAACCUCAUAUUUACAACUCGCUAUCUAUUUAUCGAUAUUUUUGGAAAAAGAAUUAUUAGAAAUUUAUAUUUUCACUUCCUAACCCAACUUUUCUAUAUACUCUAAAUAACUUUAAUUACAAUAGAUGUUAUACUUACUUUUAUACGUUCACGUAUUAUUAACUACUAAUUUUCAUAAACACGGUGAAACACAGUCACUUGUAUCAUUUUUUUAACUUUAAGAAACUUUCCCUUGUAAAUAAACUUUAAGGGGGCUUCCCACGCUACGAUAAAUCGUAACAAUGUAUAACCCUGUCAUAUGUCACUUAACCGUUAUCGACCCCAGAACUACUUUACGUAAAAUUUCUCAAUAAAUAUAAUUAAAAAUUCUCGAGUUCAUCUGCUUGCAUUUUUUGUCAUUGUUACAACAACAGUCUAAAUAACUUGGAUACAAGAUACAAGAUAAAUUGUAACAAUCUGAUCGUUACGAUAAAUUGCUUCAACUUAUCAUACCGUGUAAAAUUCCCUUAAACAAUCGGAAACAGUUUAUGUCUGAUUUUACCAUGGAACAAACCAGUGUUACCAUCUUGUUUUAUGACGUCACGCUUUCCUUGUCUAUUGUAUUAUUACAGUAUUAGGUGUUGCAUACUAUAGCGGUAAACAGUACAAUUAUUGGUCCUUUUAGAAACAACAUUAUAACACGAUUAGUUUGCUUUCACUGGCUGUCAAAGUAAUCGACGUAAUUGAUUCAAAUUCUGACGGGAGACAAAUGAUAGUUGACAGUUGAAAUUUUUAUUGAAAUACUUUUCACACAAAAUAAUAAAAAGUCAUCAAUUUGGUCAAAUCUAAAUUAUAUACGAGGUGAUCAAAAAAUAUAAUAGAAUCAAAAAUUAUCAAAAAAGCCUUGUAUACAAUUUGUAAUGCAUUAAUCAAUGCAAUGUUGUCAAAUGACCAAGAAUUGUUCUGUUCACCUAAUCCUAUGUAAGUUCCUUGAAAUAACGAUAAUAGUAAAUUAAUUUAAUAGUUUCAAAUAGUAUUUUUAGUUGAUUAUAAUUUUAAUAUAUUUAUAAUAAUGUAUUUUUAUUUUCUGUGAGAUUUAUUUAUUAACAUAUCUUUCAAUGUAUAGGUUACUUACCUCACUAUUAAACUUUUUGUAGUUAGACUGUGAUAUUAAAACAUUUUCGUCUAAAAA
Molecule: messenger RNA, 5760 nt
Organism: Diorhabda carinulata
Lineage: Eukaryota; Metazoa; Arthropoda; Insecta; Coleoptera; Chrysomelidae
Gene: Esp
Product: sodium-independent sulfate anion transporter
Exons: 10
Coding region: 552-2591 (679 amino acids)
Biological process (GO): transmembrane transport
Cellular component (GO): membrane
Molecular function (GO): sulfate transmembrane transporter activity
Source: RefSeq, a predicted model, not a curated record